This is a messenger RNA of Anopheles nili, 442 nucleotides long. RefSeq names its product migration and invasion enhancer 1. The transcript has 2 exons. The record is from RefSeq and is a predicted model, not a curated record. Gene Ontology annotation, biological process: positive regulation of filopodium assembly; negative regulation of apoptotic process. The coding region runs from base 1 to 312 and encodes 103 amino acids. NCBI's taxonomy places the organism in Eukaryota, Metazoa, Arthropoda, Insecta, Diptera, Culicidae.
AUGCCGGAGAACGUACAUUCGGAUGGACCCCAUGUCGAGAUCGAGUACUGUAACGUUUGCAACUCGAAACCACAGUGCCUCGAGCUGGCAUCCGUGAUCCGACAGCAGAUUCCAGAGGCGCAAGUUGAAUGCCGAAUAGGGCGGCGUGGUUCUUUCGAGGUGCAGAUUAACGAAACUCUUGUGCACUCUCGGUUGAGUUCACUGGCAUUUCCACAAUACGAAGACGUGGUAGAAAACGUGCGCAACGCUCGGGACGGCCGGCCGGUGAAAAAAGUGACCGAACAACCGAUCACAGAGUGUGUGGUGCAGUAGCUUUAGUUGUUGGAGAGAAAAAAAGCACGUUGAAAUUUAUUCAAUCGCUAGUCAUCGUGUAGUACACCAUAUGAUGUACCGCUACCCAGCUGUAGAAUAAGAAAUCGAAGUAAAAACUACUUGGGAUUUU